AUGGUUUCAAAUUUGUUGAUUCUCGCCCUUAUAGGGUUUGUUCCAGCAGCUUCUGCAGCAUCAGAUUCUUUAGCAUCAGCUUCUACAUCAUUGGCCGAAUUCAACAAUGAAGCUGGGAAAUCAUCCAUUUCAGGAAUGUGGGUCACUUGCCAUACUUCUCUCGAAAACUGCCUGGAAGCUUGCUACAUGAGUUGCUAUAUCACCGAUUUGUGCAAUGAUGAACCUGAUAUGGCUGCAUGCGCUCCCGGACUCACUCAGAUGGUAAUUCUGACUCUCCUCUUCGUUGUCUUCUUGACAACAUGCUGCGGCAUCCUCUGUUUCUUUGCUCCAUGUUGCUGCUGUGCCAUCAUGUACAAAGGAUACCGUGCCCGCCGCGCCGGUAGGAGACGCAGACAAGAAGAUGACAACAUCGCUUAUCCGUCGGCUCCUCCACUUCUGGCAAAAGUUUAA
Caenorhabditis remanei is the source of this 450-nucleotide messenger RNA. RefSeq lists its product as uncharacterized. The record is from RefSeq and is a predicted model, not a curated record. Lineage: Eukaryota; Metazoa; Nematoda; Chromadorea; Rhabditida; Rhabditidae. The transcript has 4 exons. Bases 1 to 450 code for a protein of 149 amino acids.